UCCGCGAGGCUGCGGGCCGGGCCGAGGCCGGCGCGGGGAGGGCGGAGCCGCCGCCAGCCGCCGGCCCCCGUGCGCCCGCGCCGCCCGCCCUCUCCGCGCGCUCCCACGAGAGGCCAAAGUUGGCGGCGGCGGCGGCGGCCCGCGCGCCGAGGGCUCCGGGGCUCCUCUCGCUUCCCGGUAUUGUUCGCAAACUUUGCUCCUCUCCUCCGCGGCCUCACCUCGGCGGACGCGGCGCGCGGAGAGCGGGGCCGGGGGCGCUCUGUGCGCACCGCUCGGGCUGAGCUGGGCGGGCAUGGGCGGGGGCCCGAGCGGGGACGAGGAGCCGGAGCCGGCAGCCCGAGCCCCGGAGCGGCGGCUCUGAGGGCGGCCGACCUCCCCGCGGGGACACCUCCGACGCCACCAUGCAGCGCCCGGGCCCCCGCCUGUGGCUGGUCCUUCAGGUGAUGGGCUCGUGCGCCGCCAUCAGCUCCAUGGACAUGGAGCGUCCGGGCGACGGCAAGUGCCAGCCCAUCGAGAUCCCGAUGUGCAAGGACAUUGGCUACAACAUGACCCGCAUGCCCAACCUGAUGGGCCACGAGAACCAGCGCGAGGCCGCCAUCCAGCUGCACGAGUUCGCGCCGCUGGUGGAGUACGGCUGCCACGGCCACCUCCGCUUCUUCCUGUGCUCGCUGUACGCGCCCAUGUGCACCGAGCAAGUCUCCACCCCCAUCCCCGCCUGCCGGGUCAUGUGCGAGCAGGCCCGGCUCAAGUGCUCCCCGAUCAUGGAGCAGUUCAACUUCAAGUGGCCCGACUCGCUGGACUGCAGCAAACUCCCCAACAAGAACGACCCCAACUACCUGUGCAUGGAGGCGCCCAACAACGGCUCGGACGAGCCCGCGCGGGGCUCGGGCAUGUUCCCGCCGCUCUUCCGGCCGCAGCGGCCGCACAGCGCGCAGGAGCACCCGCUGAAGGACGGGGGCCCCGGGCGCGCCGGCUGCGACAACCCGGGCAAGUUCCGCCACGUGGAGAAGAGCGCGUCGUGCGCGCCGCUCUGCACGCCGGGCGUGGACGUCUACUGGAGCCGCGACGACAAGCACUUCGCCGUGGUCUGGCUGGCCGUCUGGUCCGUGCUCUGCUUCUUCUCCAGCGCCUUCACCGUGCUCACCUUCCUCAUCGACCCGGCGCGCUUCAGGUACCCCGAGCGCCCCAUCAUCUUCCUCUCCAUGUGCUACUGCGUCUACUCGGUGGGCUACAUCAUCCGCCUCUUCGCGGGCGCCGAGAGCGUCGCCUGCGACCGGGACAGCGGGCAGCUCUACGUCAUCCAGGAGGGGCUUGAGAGCACGGGCUGCACCCUGGUCUUCCUGGUCCUCUACUACUUCGGCAUGGCCAGUUCCCUGUGGUGGGUGAUUCUCACGCUCACCUGGUUUCUGGCUGCGGGCAAGAAGUGGGGCCACGAGGCCAUCGAGGCCAACAGCAGCUACUUCCACCUGGCCGCCUGGGCCAUCCCGGCCGUGAAGACCAUCCUAAUCCUGGUGAUGCGCAGGGUCGCGGGGGACGAGCUGACCGGCGUCUGCUACGUGGGGAGCAUGGACAUCAACGCCCUCACCGGCUUCGUCCUCAUCCCGCUGGCCUGUUACCUCAUCAUCGGCACUUCCUUUAUCCUCUCGGGCUUCGUGGCCCUCUUCCACAUCCGGAGGGUGAUGAAAACGGGUGGGGAGAACACGGACAAACUGGAAAAGCUCAUGGUGAGGAUAGGGGUCUUCUCCGUGCUCUACACGGUGCCGGCCACCUGUGUGAUUGCCUGUUACUUUUACGAACGCCUCAACGUGGAGUAUUGGAAGAUCCUGGCCACGCAGCACAAGUGCAAAAUGAACAACCAGACUAAAAACCUGGACUGUCUGAUGGCCGCCUCCAUCCCCGCGGUGGAGAUCUUCAUGGUGAAGAUUUUCAUGCUGCUGGUGGUGGGCAUCACGAGCGGCAUGUGGGUCUGGACAUCCAAGACCCUGCAGUCCUGGCAGAACGUUUGCAGCCGCAGGUUCAAGAAAAAGAGCCGAAGAAAACCGGCCAGCGUGAUCACCAGCAGUGGAAUUUACAAAAAAGCCCAGCAUCCCCCAAAAACCCAUCUCGGGAAAUACGAAAUCCCUGCCCAGCCUCCCACCUGCGUGUGAAUGGCACUUGGAGGGAAGGCCGGAGCGGAAAACUUUCCCAGAGAGCAAUACGGUGGCAGUCAGAGCCAAAACGUGGUGCUUUUCUCCGUUGGUUGGUUGGUUGCUUGUUUUGUUUUGUUUUUUUCUUUUCUUUUUUUAAAUAAAAGUAAAAGGAAAAAAAAAGAGAACAUAAAAAGCUUUUACCCUGAAAUUCAGGAUGCUGUGAUAACACUGAAAGUCAAAAUGUACUUAAAGGCUUUUGUUUUGUUUUGUUUUUGUUUUCAGUGAAGGAGAACCCUCCCAGUUAAGUAGCCUCUUGUGUGACUAAUUUGUGGUAACAUAGUUGAUUCAGGCCCCCAGAAGAAAACUUUUGUUUAGGACCUUCCAUAAAUAUACAUAUGUGUGUUUGAGUUGGCUUUGCUAUCCAUUUACAAAUCAGAGAAGAGAUAACUUCUUUGCAAAUUAAAGAGCCUCUGCUGAGUUUCAAACAGAGAGAGAGAGAGAGAGCCGCUGUCCUGCAGGGGAGCUAUCCCAGGGCCACCCUCAGGAAGGCUGCGUGUAGACAGCAACUUCUGUGCAAACAGGAAGAAAGAGAAAGCCUGACAACUCAGCACCCUCCAGUGGAUUUGGAGUCACUUAAAAGAGACUCCAGCCUCCAGCCUCCACAAAUGGUCCUUCUCCGACAUAGAAACUUCCACCACACCUAAUAUUGGUCAAUGCCAACGAUGUGCAAUACAUUUUCUUUUCUCUUUACAUGAAAAUCAAAAGAGAAACAAGUAUUUUGCUGUACAUAAAGACAACAAAAGAAAUCUCCUAACAAAAGAACUAAGAGGCCCAGCCCUCAGAACCCCUUUAGUUUUACGGUUUGUGGCUUUUUAAUGGAAACCUAGCCAAAGCGAUACACGUUUGGACUGAUUUGCGGAAGGGUGGGUGGAGAGGGGAGAAGGAGCAUUCAAAAGUGCCCAAAGGGCUUAUUGACUCUUUCUAUUGUUAAACAAAUGGUUUCCAUGAAUAGACCCGGGAAGCCAUCUACCAACCUUGGAGUUUAUUCUCCUCACCAGGAAACGCCAGGAAAGAGUGGUCCUGCUGGUGUCUAUUUGUAAUAUAUGAUAUUUUUCAUGCUUCACUAUUUUAUUAAAAAUAAAAGAUGUUCUUUUGUUU
Balaenoptera ricei (Rice's whale) is the source of this 3287-nucleotide messenger RNA. It is a transcript of the gene FZD10, whose product is annotated as frizzled class receptor 10. Gene Ontology annotation, cellular component: plasma membrane. NCBI's taxonomy places the organism in Eukaryota, Metazoa, Chordata, Mammalia, Artiodactyla, Balaenopteridae. The record is from RefSeq and is a predicted model, not a curated record. Gene Ontology annotation, molecular function: Wnt receptor activity; Wnt-protein binding. Bases 402 to 2147 code for a protein of 581 amino acids. Gene Ontology annotation, biological process: non-canonical Wnt signaling pathway; canonical Wnt signaling pathway. The transcript has a single exon.